AUUAACUUUUUCCCAUCCUGAUUGUAUGCUUCUGGAAACGGUAUAUAAGCAUAUAUAGUACGUAUUCCACGGAUAUUAAUCCAUUAAGCUUUAUUACUUUAUCAGCCGACUUACUCUCUUUACCUAACACUACGCAUGACUUUAUUAUUGCCCAACAUUUUUCCCCGACUGAUGCAGAAAAGUGGUGGAGGAAAAAUAUAUUUAUCAAAGGGACUAAUUGUUUUAAUGAAUAAAAACAUCUAAUAUUCUCAAAUCUAAUUGUGGCAACCUAUUCUGAGUCAUGUUACCUUAGCUAUAAAUUUGGCAUAUAUUGAUGAAUGCGGAACCAUAUUUCGCCAGAGAUCGGAUUCUCAGGACUGAUAAGACUUCGCAGAUGGGUAGAAUGGGUUGAUGGAACCACCACCAAGAUUAUACACUUAUGGAGGCCUAUUCACGGAAAGCCGAUCACUAGACUUAACCUUGCGAAUUGUAUCGACAACACUGUCGUUUACAUUCUUCUUGAUCUUCCUGGCUUGGCGUAUUUCAAGAAGGGUAAGUUUUUACAUUUAUUUAGUUGCAGUCUUUCAGCAUUACACCAACCCACCAGCUGGUGUCGGUUUAAACUUUGAAAGUUUCAGCGAUCUAUGUCGCAAUGGAGUAUCGCGCUUGACGUCUUCUUUUGUGUACAGAAAACCAAAGUUUCCAAUAGUAAGGGGUUAUCUAAAUCAUCAAAAAGUUCUUUUUGUUGAAGACUGGAAAGUGAUUACGCUAUAUAGUCAUUUCACUUUGUUAGAUAUUCACUAUUCUUUGGCUCCAAGAUCCUUCAGACGAAAAUGGUAUGGACUAAUGAUUGCUGACGAUACGUUACAGUUUAGAUCGGAAUUACAUGAGCUUGUAAUUCUAGCAUUCAGUGCUUUGCCGAUGAGAAUGUUUGAACGCGUUGGACAAUUAGGGGCUGAUCCCAAGGCUUUUGGUGGUAUACUGAUUGACAAUGGUGUACCAUUCGAUAUACGUUUAGAUAAAUGGAUAUGCAGCAUGCACACAGAACUAUUUUUCUUCGGUUCACGUGAAGUAUUUUAUGAGUUUACACCAGAAAAUAUGUCAGCUUUACAAAAAGAAAAGUUUGUUCUACAACUUAGAGAGCACAUAACCUCAUUGGAACUAUUGCAUACACAUGGAUAUUGUUCAGAAACAUCAAAUUUAUUAAAAUCUUUUCUACCAUUUAUGAACUUUUCCAAGUCCUGCAACAAUAACAACCUGAUUAGUGCUUUCUACAAUCUCAUCAAUCCUUUAAUACAUUAUUACUUAGAGAAAUAUCUGUCUUCUGAAGAAUACACAAAGAAUUCAACUAGUCAUCAUUUAGAUCAAGCCAUUGACAAUCAUAAUGGUGAUUCUGAAUGCUUACGGGAAAGCAAAAAGUCAACAAAUUUAUUGUUACAACUUAUUAUUAGUUAUCACUAUUUAAAAGAAGAAGGAAGCUCAAAUGAAUUUCUAACUCUGACACAUAUUAUUCAUUUACUUGUUGAAUGCUGUUUAGUAACUAGGCAAACAUUAAACAAAAAUCUAAAAGUCUUGUUAAAAGUACUCGCUCUUAAACCUGAAUGGCAGGAUAAUCUGCGAAAAGAGUGCAAGCAAUUUCUAGAGAAUUAUUAUAAUAGGACAAAUCCAAUGUCUCCAUCCCCUACCCACUGCCCAUCACAUCUGUGUUUUUCCCUGAAGCAUACAAAAUGUCUAGUUUUUACAAAGGCUUUGAUUCAAGAAACACUACGCUUAUGUGCACUUGGCUGGCCUUUUGGUUGUUUGCGUCAAGCUUUUCGUGAUGGACAGAUUGUGGGACAAGAUUUCAGUGAAGGAGAAUUGGUGCUUUUCGAUGAGCCUGCUUACUACUCUGAUCCUGAUUUAUGGGAUACAGAUUUACCGAACAAUGAGAAUAAGAGAAUAGGCAUAGAAAAUCAAGCCUAUAAAACAUUUGAUCCGCAGCGUUUCAUUGAAAAGUUUCCCGGUGAAGAAAAUUCAACUAAACUGGAGUUAACAUUACCUGUGCAUUGGGCACGUAAUAUUCUUCAAGGAUACACUGUAUGUGUACCUCAUCAAUUCACUUAUUUAGUAUUGACUACAACUUUAGUUCACUUAUUUGGAACUGCUUGGGAAUCAUAUAUAACAGAUGAAAAAAUUGAACCUGUAUAUACUGAUGAAACUUUACAAUGGUCCGAUGAUCUACCUGCAGUUGAUCUCAAAAUAAACUUCUCUUAGUAUAUAAACAUUUUUUUAAGAAUUAAUAUCACUUUUGAAAAGUAAGAAAACGCAUGAGUGUUUUUUCCUCUAAUGUAUAUAUU
Trichobilharzia regenti is the source of this 2315-nucleotide messenger RNA. The record is from the annotation of a GenBank genome assembly. NCBI's taxonomy places the organism in Eukaryota, Metazoa, Platyhelminthes, Trematoda, Strigeidida, Schistosomatidae.